AUGAGGUCACCUACGCCUCCGCCGCCACCGCCGUAUGCGGCGAAGCACACAAUAAUCGCAGCGCCCCCGGCCGUCUCGAACCGAACUCCCGCCACGUCUCCGCCGUCACUUGUCGGUAAGCUGCCCUCCCUGGACCCGGCCGGCCACCGCGUUUCCACGGCGCUCAACAUCACCUUCUCCCCCACGCCCUCGUUCGCCUCCUCCUCCUCCUCCCCCGCCCGCAAGUCGCCCAGUCGGCCGGACACCUUCGGCCAGGUCGGCGGUGGCGGCGGGUUCAGCGUGUCGGCGGAGGUGCCGAGGCGCCACACCGUGCAGCGCAUCUCGUCCUCCUCCGCCUCCAUCGCCACCCCCGCCACCGCUUCCCACGGCACCGCUCCCCCCGAGUGGAAACCAGGUGAAGCAGUAAAACACCAGGGCGAAAUGCUGUCUUCCGAUGCUCACCGAACUCGUCUCUCCUCCACCCCGGCCUCGCUGUCGCCCCCCUCCGACGUGCUCCAUCACCACCCCGUGCUGCUGCGGCGGGCAUCUCACCUCUCCUCCUCCGCCUCCUCGUCCUCCUCCCCCUCCCCCGCCGCCGCGAUAGGCGUCUGCUCCAAGUGCGGCGCCCGCAUCACCAACGCCGCCUCCGCGUGCCAGGCCAUGGGCUGCCUCUACCACGACUUCUGCUUCGUCUGCUGUUGCUGUCGUAAGUCCUUGCAUUUCCUUGUGACCUCUCUCAAACCCCCUCCUCCCCACUGCGACUGGUUUAUCAUCAUGUCCUGGCUAAAUAUCGCGCCCCGUACACCCACAAUCGCGCAGAGAACCCUUCGCGGGAAAACCUUCUACAAGGACCAGGACAAAAUUUACUGCGAAGACGACUACCUGUACUGUGGAUUCCAGCGAAUGGCUGAGAAGUGCGUUGCCUGUGGACACAUUAUUGCUCAAACUGUGAGUCGCUCUGGCUUAUCGACUCAGUUGUCCGCGGUUGGUUCGUCCAAUCGCUUUUUUGAUUGGGCGGACUGUGGGUGUUGUGUCCGUCUCAUCCUAUCACAAUUUAGUGCGGGUGUGUGCGCUUGA
This is a messenger RNA of Mesocestoides corti, 1056 nucleotides long. NCBI's taxonomy places the organism in Eukaryota, Metazoa, Platyhelminthes, Cestoda, Cyclophyllidea, Mesocestoididae. The record is from the annotation of a GenBank genome assembly.